Messenger RNA from Trypanosoma theileri, 315 nucleotides. RefSeq names its product sTim1. The record is from RefSeq and is a predicted model, not a curated record. Lineage: Eukaryota; Euglenozoa; Kinetoplastea; Trypanosomatida; Trypanosomatidae. The transcript has a single exon. The coding region runs from base 1 to 315 and encodes 104 amino acids.
AUGCAACCUGCACAGCCCAACCCGCAGCUGGCUGGUAUGCCGCAGCGUGAUGCGCUGGUGUUGGCGGAGCGACUGCAACUCAUCACAUACGAUGGCUUUAUGCACUGUGCACAGAAGUGCAUUACUCACUACGGUGAGGAUUCCAUUCCAUACCACCCCGGUGAGAAGGCCUGCCUUGACCGCUGUGUAAGUAAGGUCUACAAUGGCCUUGAACUCGCCAAAACUAUUAAGAAGGACUUUGAGACAAAGGUGAAACAGGGUGAGAUGCCGUAUCAGUGGAUGCGGGAGGCAGCAGCUGCAACAGGCACUGGAUAA